Molecule: messenger RNA, 1941 nt
Organism: Vicia villosa (hairy vetch)
Lineage: Eukaryota; Viridiplantae; Streptophyta; Magnoliopsida; Fabales; Fabaceae
Exons: 1
Coding region: 121-1230 (369 amino acids)
Source: RefSeq, a predicted model, not a curated record
AGUCUGAACACUUCCAGCUACGGAGUACUACUUACUUGCUACCAUUUCAUUUCAAUUCAUCCACUCACACUCUCACAAACUCAAAACUCAAAACUCAUCAAUCUUUCAAACAACAAAAAAAUGCUGAGCGCAACUCGAUUAGAAGCUGAACGGUUACUCGGAAUCUCAGAGAAGCUCUUACAGAACCGAGAUCUAAUGGGUUCAAAAGAAUUCGCAAUCUUAGCUCAAGAAACCGAACCUCUUCUCGAAGGUUCCGAUCAGAUCUUAGCCAUCAUCGACGUUCUCAUCGCCUCCGAGAAACGCGUCAACAACAACCCUGACUGGUACUCCAUCCUCCAAAUCGAUCGCCGAUCCGACGACGGUGACCUCAUCAAGAAACAGUACCGCCGUCUCGCUCUUCUCCUGCAUCCGGAUAAAAGCAGGUUUCAUUUCGCCGAUCAUGCUUUCAAGCUUGUUGCUGAUGCUUGGGCGGUUCUCUCCGAUCCAAUCAAGAAGUCGAACUAUGAUAAAGAGCUCUCGUUUUUCUCUCGGGUUGAUUUGUCUGUUCCCGGUUGGGUUCAGCAAGAUAAGGUGCCGGUGCCAGGGCCGGUUCGGAGAACCGGUCCUGUACCUGGACCGGAAACUGGAGCCGGUCCAAGGAACAGUGCUGCUGCUGCUAGAGAUGGAAUAGCUGCUGAUGAAAACGCGCGUCGUAGGAACGCGACUUUUUGGACUGCUUGUCCUUACUGUUACCGUUUGUAUGAGUUUCCUAAGGUUUAUGAGGGUUACUGUUUGAAAUGUCCUAAUUGUGAAAGAUCUUUUCACGGUGUUAAUAUUCCGUCUCUGCCGCCGUUAGUUCCGGGGCAAGAUGCUUAUUAUUGUUGCUGGGGUUUUUUUCCGAUGGGUUUUGUUCUUGGGAAUGUUGGUUCAGAAGAGAAAGAGACUGAACUGCCAGAGACGGAAACGGUUCCGGUGCCGAUAUCGGUUCAGGCUGCUGCUCCGUUUCAGCCUGCUGCAGCUUCGUUUCAGUCUGCUUCGGUGCAGCCGGCUUCGUCGCUGCCGAAUUGGAUGCCGGCGCCUGUGCCAGUGGAGAAUGGUGGGAAUAAUGUAAUGCCGGUGGUGCCGCCGAGGGAUGUUGUGGUUGCUACGCCUGCAAGGGUGACGACAAGAUCAGGUGUUGUUUCGAAUGGUGUUGCUCCCAGGGGUUCGGGAACGGGUAAGAAGCGUGGAAGGCCGAGGAAGUAUUAUUGAUGUGCGAUUGGGAAACAAUAAAAUCAAGGUGGACCUGAAUCGAGAGUGUUAGAAAGUGCGAUUGCAUUCUGGUUUUUUGGGGCUGGAAUUUGUAAGUUAUUUGAUAGUUUUUAGUUAAUAAGGUUUGGAAGCUGUUUUGGAUGGAUAGUAUGUAGGUACUGUUAUUCUGUUGUUUAAUUAUUACUUGUUUAUGUAGAUAUAGAUGACUUAAUUGGUUAAUCACUUUUGUUUAGCAUCUGCUAUUAGGAUUGAUUCACUCUGUAUCUGCUAGUUGGUAAGCAGGGGGGAAAUGUCACCUGUCUGUUGGCCUGUUUCGAUGUGUUUCCAUGAUGUUCCUUGCGCCCUGCUUCGUGGCUGCGACUUUUCUAAAACUACAAAUGCUAACUUUUGAGGAAUUGCUCAUUAUUGGCUAUCUUGCUGUGGAUCCAGUCGGGUUUGCUAGUGUUACCAAUCAUCAGCCACCACUAUGUGCAGGAAUUGUCUCCAUUUCUCAAAGGAAAAGAAAUUGAGAGAUGAAUUUCUAUAGCUUUAGGUAUAUUGAGGUACACAAUUUUAGAACUAGUGAUGUAAUUAGGCCUUUGUACACCUAAAACUACAAUAGUGAGCUUCUCUACUCUGCCAUUGUAUUUUCCUCAAACCUUUGUUGUUAAUGGUAUUUGUUACCUUUGGUGAUAAGUGUUCAUGAUAGCAACAAACUGAUUUGAUUUUUGA